Elgaria multicarinata webbii is the source of this 2019-nucleotide messenger RNA. RefSeq names its product methyltransferase like 24 (gene METTL24). Lineage: Eukaryota; Metazoa; Chordata; Lepidosauria; Squamata; Anguidae. Bases 3 to 1100 code for a protein of 365 amino acids. The record is from RefSeq and is a predicted model, not a curated record. The transcript is spliced from 5 exons.
GGAUGAGCGCGUGGCGCUGCGCGGCCCAGGACUGGCGGCGGGGCAAGGGCUUGGCUCUCCGCCUCUGCCUGCUGCUCUCGGCCACCCUCGUCCUGUGCCUCCGACUUGGGCUCAGGCGCUCUUGGGCGGGGGUCGAUGCCAAGCCCGCGGUGACGGAGCGCGAGUCCGGACUCCCGCCGGCUGGCCGCAGGGUCCACGGGGCGAACGAGGCGUCCAGCGCCGGCAGGAGGCGGCAGGUCACCUACGUCAGGAGCGGCCGCCGGAGGAGCCCCGCAGAGCCCACCUGCUGCCUUCAGGGGGCGCCCCCGCGCAGGAAGACUAUACGCUGGCACAUAGACUUGCAACCCUGGGCAAGUCCUACACCAUCCCUGAGUGAUGAAGCCUUCAGGCUCUUAAAGUAUAUCAGCACUGCCCAGAUUUCAUGCAAUCGUAUGAACAUGAAGGACCUCCCAAGAAACCUUGACAGCCUAAAGAGGCCAUGGUCAGUCUGCUUGGAUGAUAGAUUUAAUUUAGUUCAUCAAAUCAAAAGCAAGCAGUGCCGUCUGUAUUCACUGGGAUUGGGCAGUGAUGACAACCAGUUUGAGAUCAGCAUGGCUGACAGUGGAUGUGAGGUGCAUCGCUUUGACCCUAGUAUCAAAUUGGCGCACGUUCAGGAAGGGCAGCACCUCUGGUACCAUCGCCUGUCCAUAGACUGGCGGGAUCCCAACCCAAUGAUUGCUGCUCAUAAGCUUCACACCAACACCAAGAAGCUUGGUACCAUAUUGAAUGACUUUGGGCAUCACAAGAUAGAUGUCCUUAAAGCAGACAUGGAAAGUGCAGAGUGGAAAAUUUUGGAAAACCUGAUCCUGGAGGACACUGUGGAACAAAUAGGACAACUGGUCUUUGAAAUCCACGUUCAUUGGCCUGGGUUUGAGGUCAGUGGCAACGACAGUACUGUGGUUCGGUACUGGUACAGCCUUCUCAAAGAAUUAGAACUGAAGGACUUCAGGCUUUUUCAUACUUACAAAGACUUAUCGAAACCACAGAUGUUUCUAAAAAGGGAAGCCUUCAAUGCAAGCAGCUGUUAUAGACUGAGCUGGGUGAAUACAAGAUGGAAAUAGAGGGCAUCUGUGAGCCUACAGAAUAGAACUGUGAAUCAUCCCCUUCAGCGGUAUCAUUGAAUGUGACUUUGGAGACGCUGACAGAAAUUAGCAAAUGUGCAAAUACAGAAGCCGUAAUAUCUAACAUCCAUAAAAGGAAGAUUUCAACACACACACACAGCAUUAUCCCCCAAAAUGCAAAGGCACAUCUUCCAUCUCCUAGAACAAGGGAAAAGCCUGAAUUUAAAAUAUAUUGUUUGCUUCAUUUAUGCAGAGUUGUGGAUCAUGCCCUUUGUCCUGUUGUUUUGAUUAAAAUCACAAAAUGUAUGAAUAGAAGUGGUUGCUUCAUGGCUGAACAGAAAAGAUUUUAGCACAAACUAGUUUAAAAUACAGAGUGUUUCUUCUGGAGCCAUGGGUGGGGCUGAGACUUACUGGAUUUUCUCCUACAAAGGAUACCAACAUUUACUCUUUUCAGUAUGUCCCUCCCACCCCUUUAACUUUCCGUAUUAUUUUCUUUCCAUCUUUGCUUCCUGGCUUAUGGAUGAUUAUUUCCUUACACUAUUCCGCCUUUGCCUUUAUGUCUUUUUUGCUUCUCAUUGCAGGUGACAGCCCUUUCUCAACAUGUGUCUUUCUUUUCUGUUGCACCAUCCUCCUCGUGCCGCUUCUGCUUACCGUUGAUGAGUGUCGCCCCUUGUAUUGUGUGUAAAGUGGCUGAUGCAGACAUGUCUGCAUCAGUUCACCCUGCUCCUUCCACAAUUCUCUUUAGCAAAUACAGUGAACGCUAACAUCGCCCCCUUUUUUGCCUUCCAGUAGCAAAGUGGGUUGCUCUCCUCCCAGUCUCUCUUUUCUGCAAUUCACCAUUCAGAAGGUAAGGCUACUGCAGCAAUUCUGCUUGCUUUUCACAACUCUUACAGCUUUCUAUGUGAGGUAAGGAAAGAAA